AUGUAUCGCUUGCGCAAGAAGUCCGAGGCCAAACGCAGCCAGAUCCCCGAACCUCUGCGCCCAAGGCGGCAAGAUACUGAGCCAUUACCUACCUUACCGCCCGCUGACAAUUUUCGCACGUCACUAAUCUUGCCAGAUCUUACUCGCCGUUUCAGCGUCCUCCGCACCACAUCAGGCACGCCUAUCGGGAUUGAUGACCUGAAGACCAAGUUUGCGGAACAGAGAGCGCGUGGUUCUGAGCAUCAGCUAUCGGAGGAGGAAGAGGACAUGAUCCUGGAGGCUCUUGGUCGCCUGCACGUUCGGAGUGCUACGGCGAGGAACAGUGGUGGAGAGGAAGGAAGUGGUAGUCAGACAGAUGGCCAAUCGGCGCGGUCUUCGAGUACGGCAACGUCUCCGUUGCGCAAUGCUCCUUCGGUGUCGUCUCUGUCUUCGGCCAAGGGCUCGAAUGUCAGCAGGAGAAUGAGUAACAACCUGUUCGGCUCGGGCAAGUUCCGCGAUCAGGCAUAUAUCCGCAAUGCUAAUCAGACGAGGCGAAGCGGGGCUACCAGAGCGCUUUCCGUCACGCCGUCGGAGUCUAGCAUGAGCAUGAGCACGUUGGCGAGCAGCAGGGCCGGGCAGAAUAUAUCGGUCUACUCCGACAACCAGAGUCUGCGACCAACAACACCGGAGGGCAGCACAUAUUCACCCUCCACUUCUGCUCCCUCUAGCCCUAACAAGGAUCAGACCGUUGAUCAAUACUCUCCUGGAAGAUCUACGGCGGUGGAUCCUCGUCCUGACUACACAGCGUUGGGCAAGCGAUUAUCCAAGACUUUGUCGCCGGAAGGACUCAGGCGUGCAUCAUUGGCGUUGGACGAGGUGAUCAAGGAACUCGAAGAGGAAGGGGACGACGAGAUUGUCAUGGAGCGGUCACCCAUUGCGCAUGUACCUAGCAGUACCCUGAACAGCGGUUCCGCUACUACUCAUGAACAUGAUCCCAACUCUCCCCUCACUUCGGCAGUGGAUUUUGAGCAUGUGACAGCUGUAUCGUCGGAUGAUCAAGUGACGUCUGAAGAGCUCCAGCGCUCAUCGCCCAAUCCGCACUCUCGGACUACGUCUCCUACUCCACGCCUUCCUGGAUAUAUUCCUGGCAUGCCCAGGCCCAUGACUCCCCGCGAGACAUCGUUUGACUCUGACGAUCAAACACCUUCAACGACACCGCGUGCCACGAGUCCUCGUCUUCCCAGUAUCAACGUCGCGUCUGCUCCAAUGAUUCUGCAGAGUUUCACUUCCUCCUUAUACCGAAGCAACUCCAAUGCGUCAACAUCUCGCCAAUCGGUCCGUCCUACACCAACACCGACUGCUUCGACGCCACCGCUGUUCUUUAACAGGAGCACCAAUGGUAGGUUCACUCCGGAAGACCGACAGCAUAACGAUGCGAAUUCUCCCACAUCGGAGAUACUCGAUUCUCCGAUACUUGGUCGACGAAGGCCUAUGUCACCCCUUUCAGGGCCAGCUUUCCAGCCUCUUGCAUCCUCUCGACCUGGCACGCCCUCGAAUGUGACCUGGAGUGCUGCUAACUCUAAAGUACAUCGUAGGAACGGCAGUACGUCAGGACACAGCAGGAGUGGGAGCACGACCAGCAUUCCGGAUACCACCGCUAUCGAACCUCUGGAGCGAUCGAAGUCGACUGCGACCGCAAGAUCUCUGCGUUCGCCCGCCCUUCCAGAUUCUCCGUGUGUCGAUGGAGUGGCGGACGGUACUAUCUCAGUCGGUACCCAGUUGGAAGUUCGGCCUGCGUCUGCUAUGUCUGCUAUGGAGCUGGGGUCACCCCUCAGUGUCAAUCGUCCUCUACGUUCGCCCACACCAACAUAUAACAACAAAUCCCCCACAUCGCCUACAUUUCCUGAACAUGCUAAUUCAGUCAUCACCAGUGGCGAUAGCACCGCUCCUAGUCGUCGGUCGUCCAAGCAGAAUCAGCAUUCUUCUUUCUCUCUGGGAUCUCCUCAUGCACUCCUGUUCUCUCCGUUUGCCAAUUCAUCUCGCUCUUCGUUAGAGUCGGUAGGAUCGAGUUAUCACUCUUGGGAUGAAGAUCAUAAGAAGGAUCGCCUGUUCGGCCUCUUCAAUAGCCUUGACCCUCAGCAUACGGAGUGGCACGAUAUCUCUGUAGCGGACAAGUUGACUUCAUCGACACCCGGUACCUCCCCUUACGAGGGUUUGGACCUUGAAGAAGCAGUCAGGCGCCAGACAGGGCUCACGAAGUUUGACUUUAUUGCCAUCCAGGACAAAUUGGUCACCGCAGCGCUCACGAAAGCUGUCACCCCGGAGGGGCGAAAUCGCGCGUCUUCUAUCAGGAAGAGGAGGCCUUCGACCUCGCAGUCGAACUAUUCGUACAACGGUGGAGACAACAGGGUUGCCAGUCCGGCACCACAGCCUCAGAGCACGAUUCCUGCGACAUCUCGGCCUGUCAACAGCGACCAUAUCGCGAAGGCGAGUGCCCUCCUCGAUUCGGUGGUGGAUAGCAUCGAGGCGCCACGUCCGAAGCUGCCGACUCCUCGUGAACCUGAAGACGUGAUGAUCACCCGGCCUCGCACUCCUGCUGAUCCAUCGAGCCUGGGUCGCCGUCAUCGAGCGCUUGCGGAUGCUCUCUUCGGCGCUGAAGACAAAGUUCCGUCGUCGGCUCAUACGGAGGACUCUGCAAUUCCGCUGAUUAUUGAACCAUCCGUAGCAAUCGAACAUACACCGGGUGGAGUUACUGCAGAACGAUCGUUAGCGCAAUCAUCGCAGCAACCGAUGCCGAGUAGCUCGACUCGGAACCUUGUCUCGACCACACCCACGCCUAGUCAAGCCCACCCUCAUCUCACCAGCGAUCGCGUCGAUGCGACACAGUUGGCGAAGGAGGUUCAGCAGAGGGCUGAAGCCGCUACGGCAGCGUUGAGGAAAUCACCAUCAAUACCCAAGCUCGGUGACGGGCUUGGCACUGUGCAUCGCAAGCGCAUCCACCCCAAUCAGAUCUCGUCGCCGACGUUGGUCUCAGCAUCGACGAGCGUAGAUACCAUACCUCUCCAGUCAACUUCACCUUCUCUACAGCCUAAUGGGUCAAAUAAAAAUAUCGGUUCGCGCUUGAAGAGGCUUCGGGGCACGCUUCGUGCGAAGCCGCCUGUCCCUAAUGGUGGAGAAGUCACACCGUAUCCUGCAAGUCUACGCUCACCCCCUGAACCGAUGCCAACGUUUAGUGCUACGACCCUGAACCUUCACCCGGAGCCGGUCAUCGCAGCUAGAGUGAAGUCUCCUCGGCUACCAGUGACUAGCCCCCCGGCGUCUGCACAACCUGGUCUCAAGGGAUUCAUGGCUCGCUUCCGCAAGCAUCGAGCGGCAGAGACACACCCAUCUGUCCAGCGGCAGCGACAGAUUCCAUCCUCCGCAGCGUCUUCUUCACCUUCCUCGUCACCGUCGCACGAUCGUAUUUUUCCCCAGACUACGCAGUCUGCGCCACACACACAAACCGUAUUCCGGAGUCCCAGUCCUGAUCAGCCUCGGCCUAAUCCAGUUGUACCCUCCACUCCAACAGUGAACGUUGAGUCACCUCAGCACCCUGAGACGGACGAGGUUGCACUGAGACAAUUAUUUGAUGCUGCUUCGAAUCUUGGACUGGACCAAUCUGCGUUGAAUGAUCUGAUUGCCCGUUCAUCUUCGACUUCAUCUCGUUCGACGGCGUGGACAAAGCUGACACGAAUGACUUCUGCUACUGAGAGCCAUAGGAGCCAGUUACGAAGUAUUCGAAGUAGCAAUGGUCGGGAUGAUAAUCGCUCGGCUGUUGCGUCUGACGGACGUCCCAGUGUAGAGGGUUAUUCCCCCCGGCCUUCCGUUGACACUCGGCAUGCUACGGACCGCAAGCCUGCUGACGCUGUUGCUCAACCUCGUCCAGAGCUGCGCACCGAUGGUGCGAAUGCUAUCGUUCGAAGGACAAUUUUUUUCCCUUCAGAUUACAGGACGUCUGCAGUAGAUCUGAAUGUCCUUAUGCGAAAGCAGACUUCUUCACUACGCCGUCGAUCGGCUAGUGCCGUUUCCGUUCAUUCCACUCGUUCAAUCCAUGAUCGUGUCCCAACACCACCACCGCAUAAAUCGUCUGGGGCACGCCGCUUCUCGGCUGAUGGCUCACCUCCUGUCCCGCAAUUACCACAGUCCAUAUCCUCACAGUUAGACACUUCCUCGCCGGCUACGGUAGGUCCGAUAGAAAAAUCCAGUUCAGCUUAUGAUUCAUUGUAUGAGAUGUAUGCUGGAGACAGCAGGUCCGGAAAUACUUUCGCUCCUGAUGGGCAGGGAGCAAGUACCUCGCUGAGUCCUCAUAAUGAUUCUAUACCUGAGUCGAGGCCCGCCUUGGAAGUUGUAGAGUUGGCCAAUGGGGAGACCAUAUGGUCAAUUGUCAAUGGUUUGCGGGAUGAUGAUGGCGAAUCAUACUACGGGGAUCGCACGAGCUUUGUGUCAGACUACUCCACCAAGGACUCCAACAGCGAUCCGGUGAAAUUAUUUUUCAAGGAGCAUGAGAGGAAGUCGUCGAAGGGUAGUAAUGCGUCUUUCUUGUCGCGGAAGAAGCAUCCGAAAGGUUCUAGUCGUCCGGAGACAAAGGUUUUCUUCAGUUCUUCUGCGCAGAUCGGGCGCCUUAUAGAAAAUAUGUCACGUGGUAUGGACGCAGGUUCGUUCAACAUCGCCCCCGACCGCCCACAGGCACACCUUGGGCACUCUACAUCAACGUCUUUCGGCUCCGAAUCCGACGCGCACUGGACAGUUGAGGAGAGACUUGAGCAGAUGCUUGGUUCAAUCAGUUCUAACUCAUAA
Messenger RNA from Sparassis crispa, 4815 nucleotides. RefSeq lists its product as hypothetical. Lineage: Eukaryota; Fungi; Basidiomycota; Agaricomycetes; Polyporales; Sparassidaceae. The record is from RefSeq and is a predicted model, not a curated record. Bases 1 to 4815 code for a protein of 1604 amino acids. The transcript is spliced from 9 exons.